GAUGCAAAAGUCUUGUCAAAUAGGCCCUACAACUAUAACGAACAUCAGCAAGCAUAAAUCCCCAAAUUGCUUCAUCUGCAAGCCAACCGUGAUCUUAAUCCAUAUAAAGUCAUUCUAGGAUUCAAACAACGUUAUCCUCCUUCCUUUACGUAUUAGCCAUUUUGUUCCUGAUCAAAUAAUGAAAUACGGCGAAAUUUCUCACUUCAGCCACCCCUAUCACACUCUCGAAUCUGAGUACACCAAAGUCCCCUUCAAGUGUGAUGGCUGCAAAGAAGUCGGGAUUGGCUCGUGCUAUAAGUGUAACGAUUGCAACUAUGAUCUGCACAUGCACUGUGCCAUCCCUUCCCCUUCGAUAUCUCACCCUUUCUACACCAAGUGCUCUUUCCAAUUCCUUGAACGCCCUCCUGGAAAUGUAGCGCGCUAUUGUAACGCCUGUGAGAAGGACAUUACUGGAUUCGUUUACCACUGCAAGAAAUGCGGAUUUGAUCUGCAUCCAUGCUGCGCCAAGCUCCCUAUGGUACUAGACGACGGUGAAGUGAAACUAUAUCUGUAUGAGAAAGUAAGCGAGCCUUGUCUUAGGUGUGGGAGAAAGGGGAGAAGUUGGAGUUAUAGGUCGACGUGCAAGAAGUACAAUUUGCACGUGGCGUGCGUGAAGGAGAUGUUGGUCGAGAGUUGGCACGAAAUAUAUUUCGGAAAUGGAGGUGGGAAUAGUAGAAAACUGGAGACGAGGAUUCCUAGCUUGAAAGGUACACUGCAAACUCAUCAUAGGAAAAGCAAAGGAAAAGUUCAAAAAUGUUGCGAAGUGGCUGGAUUUGCUUUGCAGUUUGUGAUUUCUGCAGUUCUUGGUGAUCCCACUACCCUGAUUGCUGGGGUGGUGGGUUCAAUGAUGUCAAAAUAAAAGGUUCCGUGGCAUUCUAAUCUGGCCCUGCUGAAAAUGAGUCCAAAAAUGACGGAAAAAACGAUGUAGUUUGAAAAUCU
This is a messenger RNA of Olea europaea var. sylvestris, 978 nucleotides long. RefSeq lists its product as uncharacterized. The record is from RefSeq and is a predicted model, not a curated record. The transcript is spliced from 2 exons. NCBI's taxonomy places the organism in Eukaryota, Viridiplantae, Streptophyta, Magnoliopsida, Lamiales, Oleaceae. The coding region runs from base 179 to 898 and encodes 239 amino acids.